AUGCAAGCGUUUAUGAUCGUUUUCUUCGCCAUCCAAAUCCUCGGCUUCAUUUCCAGUUGGAUCUUUUGGAAACAGAUGCAAUGGAUAAAUGAGCGCUACAAUGAAUACAGGAGAGCCCAGGGAUUAGAGCACAAAGAUAUGAUGCUGAGUUCUAGCAUCCCCUUCUAUGUGUCAUUUCUUUUCAUGUUCUGGAUGAAUUUUGUGGUCUUUCAAUAUUAUCGUUAUGUCAGAGAUCGUCAGCUGGUAAUUGAGCAAUGCCGGCAGCGACUACCUAUUUACAGGCAACCGCUGAAGGCC
Mesorhabditis spiculigera is the source of this 297-nucleotide messenger RNA. Lineage: Eukaryota; Metazoa; Nematoda; Chromadorea; Rhabditida; Rhabditidae. The record is from the annotation of a GenBank genome assembly.